GUUUUUUGUGACGUGUAUCAACCUAUAAGGUUGGCGUUCUUUAUCGGAUGAGAGAAAUGCUGUAGACAAAUAAACAAUGCCUCCCCGAAUUCUUCUACAUUCCCAUCAUGAUCAUGAUCAUCAGGAGUCUGAAGGAAGCGCCACCAUAGCUAAGACUACAGCUAUGUGCGUUCUCUUCACAGCCUCAUUCAUUAUAGGAAACAUACCGAUCAAGUUAAAUCAAUGGCUCAAUUGGAGUUCCGAUGCGAAAAGUAACGCCUACGUAAAACUUCUUCUCGGCUUGGGCGGCGGCGUCCUCCUAUGUACCACUUUCAUUCAUUUAUUGCCGGAAGUCAGUGAAAAUUUUGAGAAGUUGGAUCUAACUCCAAACGUCGAAAUACACUACGCAGAAGUAUUAAUGUGCGUUGGAUUUUUCAUAAUGUAUCUCGUUGAAGAAUGCGUCCAUGUUUAUUUGGAAUACAAGGAGAAGCCUCCAGAUAUGAAAAUACCUUUAAAAGAACCAGUUGAUGUCGAUUUAGGUUUGGCACUAAAACGAAGUAUUUCCAUCAGAAGGGGGGAAAUCCCUGACGUGAAGAGACUUCGUCAAGAGUUGGCUAUAGAAGCAGAACACAAUGGACACUCCCAUUCACAUUCUCACCAUCAUUCCCAUACACCUGUUCACGGUGGAAGUUCCACAGUCGCCAUAAUUAGAGGACUACUAGUGGUGUUAGCUCUUUCAGUACACGAACUCUUUGAGGGUCUAGCUGUGGGCUUAGAAAGUUCUCCCAGCACAGUGUGGUAUAUGUUCGGAGCCGUAAGUGCACAUAAAUUAGUGAUCGCCUUUUGUAUCGGUGUAGAACUAGUAACAUCGGGUUUGAAAACGUAUCUCGUGAUUAUUUAUGUAUUUAUGUUUGCUGUUGUGAGUCCAGCUGGAAUAGGUAUUGGAAUAAUGGUCAGCGAAACUGACAGUUCGUCAACUACAUUAGUAUCUGUGAUAUUACAAGGUUUAGCGUCAGGAACUUUAAUGUACGUGGUCUUUUUUGAGAUUCUACAAGGUGAUAAAAGAGAUGGACUUAAACAAUUCGGUGCAAUACUUCUCGGAUUUUUAAUUAUGUUUGGUAUAACCAUGAUAGAAGCUUAAGAUAUAUUAUAAGUUUUGUAAAAAUAAAAAGAUGACAAAUAAUUUUAUUUUGUUUGUAAAGUGUAAUACUUACCUUAACCCUUCGUAACGUGUUCUGUGGCCGUAAGCUGAAGAAUAAUAACAGUUCCUGACAGAUUUUUCACCGACAGAGCUUCUGCCGGUAUUUUAUCUAUUCCCG
This is a messenger RNA of Diabrotica balteata, 1298 nucleotides long. Lineage: Eukaryota; Metazoa; Arthropoda; Insecta; Coleoptera; Chrysomelidae. The record is from the annotation of a GenBank genome assembly.